UUUUUUCCCCCCCUUCACUGCAACUCGAUGGCUUUCAGUGCAUAUAUUCGUAAAUCGGCCUCUUCUUUGGCUCCAAUGGCUAAUCGAUUCAUUCGAGUCAACAGAUGUUACCGUUCUGCCAUCUUCAUUGCCUCGAAUAACCUGUGUCAGAAACCAACUUUGAGCCCUUUUGUGCCUCAACUUCACUUCUCUUCAGCUGUUGGGACUAAAAAGCCUAGUUCUGAUGAGUCUCUGCUACGGGUUAUUGAUUCGGAAAUCAAGUGUGCUACGGAGACUGAUGAUCACGAUCGGGUGGAAGAGAUUCCAAGCAGCUUCCCUUUCAAAAUUGAGGAUAAUCGUGGACACCAAACUGUAACAUUGACGAGAGAGUAUCAGGGUGAACUUGUAAAAGUUGAAGUUUAUAUGCCUGAUCUUGUUACUGGUGACAAACCUGAGGCUGUUCAUGAUAAUGAUGAUGAUGAUGAUGAUAUCGAAAAACCCAGUCGAACUAGCCUCCCACUAGUUGUUACUGUCUCCAAGAGUAGUGGAACCUCACUUGAGUUUAGUUGUGUUGCUUACCCUGAUGAGAUUGCGAUUGACAGCUUGGCAGUUAGGAAAUCAGAAAAGUCAGAGGAUGAUGUUGCCUACGAGGGGCCUGAGUUCCAUGAUCUGGAUGAGAAGUUGAAGAAAGCUUUCCACAAGUACUUGGAGAUUAGAGGAAUAAAGCCUAGCAGCAUAAAUUUCUUGUUCGAGUACAUGAUCAACAAAGACAGCCGAGAAUACUUGAAUUGGUUGAACAACCUUAAGAACUUCAUUGAAGCAUAGCUUUUUGCAUCGACAAUUUUUAUGGAGGCCAGGUCGAGUGGUGUUAGGUUUUCUUCUUCAGUUCUUCUCUUAAUGUUCAUUUGCAUACUAUUUCAUGUAAGGAGUAUUAACGUGUUGUGUUAAGCACACAACAGUGUAGUUUUGAGGUAUGCCCAGAAUUGUUACUUAAUGCAAGAUUUGUUAUCAAGAAGAAUGCAGUAUUUUGUCAUACUGUUACUGGUGUUUAUUUCACAUUGGCUUUGUCCUUCUGGGCUACAUCUUUCUCCCAAGUUACAACAGGAAAGACAUGCUAAAGAAUGGAGUCUCUGUCAACU
Messenger RNA from Pistacia vera, 1118 nucleotides. RefSeq lists its product as uncharacterized. Gene Ontology annotation, cellular component: mitochondrial matrix. The coding region runs from base 28 to 804 and encodes 258 amino acids. The record is from RefSeq and is a predicted model, not a curated record. Lineage: Eukaryota; Viridiplantae; Streptophyta; Magnoliopsida; Sapindales; Anacardiaceae. The transcript has 3 exons.